AUGGCAACGCACCGGCUGCGCCCAGGCGUCGCCGCGCGCGCGCUCCUCCUCGCCCUCGCGUGCGCGCUCUGCGCCGCCGCGGCGGGGGACCCUCGCACGGCGGUGGCGGGCCAGUCCUGCGCGCCGGGGGAGGCCGUCUCGGGCUCCGUCCUGGCCGACAACUUCGUCCCCUCCAUGGACGACCUCAACACCAACGUCAGCGCCAACGGCUUCGGCUUCGGCACGUCCGCCGUGGGGACCGCGGGGCCCAACACCGUCUUCGGCCUGGGCCAGUGCCUGCGCGACCUCUCCCCGCUCGACUGCAAGCUCUGCUUCUCCGAGGUCAGGUCGCUGCUCCCAAAGUGCUACCCGCGCGUCGGGGGCCGCCUCUUCCUCGACGGCUGCUUCGGCCGCUACGCCAACUACUCCUUCUUCGGCGAGGCCGUCGGGCCCGCCGACGCCACCGUCUGCGGCUCGGGGACCAACUACACCGCCAACCCGCGAGGGUUCGCCAACGCGGUCAGGGCAGCGCUGGCAAACGUCACCGACGCGGCGGCGCGCGGGGACGGGUUCGCGGUCGGGUCCGCGGACGCGAGGGGCGCGCGGGCGUUCGCGCUCGCGCAGUGCUGGGGGAGCCUCAACACCACAGCCUGCGCCCAGUGCCUCCGCGCCGCGGCGGGAGCAGCGGCCGGGUGCGCGCCGGCAACGGAGGGGCGCGCGCUCUACACCGGAUGUUACCUACGCUACUCCACGCGCCUAUUCUGGAAUGUCAACGCCACCGCGGGGUCCGGGUCAUCAGCAGGAAACCAUGGCAUCGUCUGGAUUUUGCUGGGUUCAUUUCUGGGUGCUUUUAUAAUUGUUCUCAUUAUUGCGUUUCUUGCUUGGAAGAAGGGAGUUUUAAGGCGGGAGAAACAGUCAAAAUCCUUCAUAGAUAUGUAUGGAGAUGGAGUCUCUGCAAGAAUUGCCCAAUCUAGUCUAAAUUUCAAAUAUGAAGAGUUAAGAAAGGCAACCAAUUAUUUUGAUCCAGCAAACAAACUUGGUCAAGGAAGCAACGGAGCUGUAUACAAGGCUGUUCUUCCGGAUGGAAAAGAAGUUGCUGUCAAGAGGCUAUUCCUAAAUACAAGGGAGUGGGUCGAUCAGUUUUUCAACGAAGUCGAACUCAUAAGUCAAGUCCGUCAUAAGAGUCUAGUUAAGUUGCUUGGGUGCAGCGUGAAUGGCCCAGAGAGCUUGCUUGUUUAUGAAUACUACUUCAACAAGAGCCUUGAGCUAUUCUUGUUUGAUGCAAGUCGUAGCAGGAAAUUAACCUGGAUUAUGAGGGUUGAUAUCAUUCAAGGCAUAGCAGAGGGACUUUCUUAUCUACAUGAGGAAUCAGAAACACGGAUUAUCCACAGAGAUAUCAAAGCUAGUAAUAUUUUAUUGGAUGAUAAGUAUAAGCCUAAGAUAACAGAUUUUGGUCUUGCAAGAGCUUUUGCGGAGGACAUGACUCAUCUUACAACUGGUGUUGCUGGAACUUUAGGCUACAUGGCUCCUGAGUAUGUGGUGCACGGCCAUCUUACGGAGAAGGCUGAUGUCUUCAGCUAUGGCAUUCUUGUUCUCGAGAUUGUAACAGGAAAAAGAUGUAGCGGCUCAAUUGGUUCACAUGGAGGACAGGCGUUGUUAACAAAGGUAUGGAACCACUAUAAGGACAAUACAGUAGAGAGGGUUGUUGAUCGGAGCAUCUAUGAAGAUACUAUCAGGGAUGAGGUCUUGCAUACCCUGCAGAUUGGGUUGAUGUGUGCCCAGGCGAACCCUGGUGACAGGCCUACAAUGACGAAGGUUGUGGAGUUGCUGAGAAGCCACAAACAUGAUGUCGAGAUUGUUUUGAGUGAUCCCCCAUUUCUGAAUGUUGAGGGUGUUGAGGAUAUCAAACAAGGCGAACAUUCAAGUUUGCUAUCCACACACUCUGCUCCUUCAGUGUCAGGGUCGUCUCGGUCUUACUUAAGCGGGAGAUAAGCCAGGCACAUUUUUCCUUUUAAUAUCUGAGAUCAGUAUGUAAGAUGACAUGCAAUUUUGUGUGAUGUCAAAUUGUUGUGGUAGGCGGUAGACUCCUCAAAAUGUUAUAUAUCCACAUUUGAUACUUGUACAUAAAUAGAAACGAACUCAUCUCUGUUUUUCACAUGAAAUAUUUAUACAUAUCAUAUGCUAAAUGAAAACCCAUUGAUGAAGUUGGCAGUGUUCUUCUA
Messenger RNA from Lolium rigidum, 2201 nucleotides. Its product is annotated as cysteine-rich receptor-like protein kinase 2. The record is from RefSeq and is a predicted model, not a curated record. The transcript is spliced from 7 exons. The coding region runs from base 1 to 1971 and encodes 656 amino acids. Gene Ontology annotation, biological process: protein phosphorylation. Gene Ontology annotation, molecular function: ATP binding; protein kinase activity. Lineage: Eukaryota; Viridiplantae; Streptophyta; Magnoliopsida; Poales; Poaceae.